GAAUUCACAAAACAGUACCUUCGCCUCUCUGCCUCAUUGGGCUCUUUCUGCCGUGCAUCUGGCGAUUAUACGUGACACUUGAUUGUCACGGAGUUUGAAUAUUGCCUCUAGGCUCCAGGCCUGCUUUUGUUCAGCUGAUAGUGCAAUAUCAUAAUACCUUACUCGGCAUCACGAAGAACAUCGUCACUCUCAACAGACGUACAAAUACGGAGAGAAAGGCUGCCACCGUCCUCGGCAGCAAUUCAAUCAAUCCCAACAAUGUCGACGUCCAACGACGAUACCAUCUCCAUCUCCUCGAGCCAAGGCGAGCAGUCAUCCGGGUCCUCAAACCCUCACCCUACCAGCAGCACUUCCAUCAGCUCCUCCAACAAGCAGAGCCCUGCCGGCUCCUCGGACAAAGAGAACAAGCCCCCCCGAGGCCCGUCUUCUCAGCCAUCCGAUGCCCUCCUCCCCCAGCUUGCGCGGCCGCUCCUCCCGAGCUUCGACGCCGCUCACCACGGAUGGGAUGCGUCCAACGUGCCCACGGCCAAGUGCGACCUCUGCCACAAGCAGCGCUGCGGCACCCUGCAAAAGUGCCGCGUCUGCAAGCUCUCCAUCUGCCACGACUGCUGCGUCGGAGACCGCCUGAAGAAUGAUCGCCGACACUCCAUCGAUGCUGCGGCCGUCAACUGGGAUGUGCCGCCGAGCCUUCGGAAGCGGCGAUUCCGUGCCAUCGAGAGCAGGCCUGAGCCGCCAAAGGGAGUCAAGAAGCAGAGGAUCAUCAUCAAGCGACGAGUUCCGGGACGAGGACGGAGUGGCGAGCCGUCGGCUGCCGGCGAGGCAAGAGACGGAUUGGCUUCUCCGAGGGUGAUGCUCGACGGAGCUGCUUCGACUCCUGACAGCGAGGGUUAUCGAGAGGAAGCCGGCCGGCUGCAACAACAUCGAGACUACGGCCACGCUGGUCUCGUGGAAGCUGCGCCUGAACCACCACGGCUUUCUGUAGCAAGAGAAGCCUCCAAUCCUACCGCCGGUCGAGCUCAACGCCAAGAUACAAUGCCUGCAACGCACGAUGCUCGCUAUCAACUGGAGACUGGGAAUCUCGAACACUCGAGGCUUCCUUCCGUACGACACUCCUAUGGUGACGACGGCCAUGGAAGAAGAUACCGGGCGUUUUCCAACGAAGACCCAUUUUAUGCCGCUCCCGCCAGAGAACAGCAAGCCCGAUUUCCUGUCCCUCAGACAGACGGCUACUCUCAAGCUGCUCAAUCUUGGCCAGUCUUGCCUCCCAUCGCAGCCCUGCUCAGUGGUAGGCUCCCGAGCCUCCCACCCCGCGCCACACCGGAGAUGCACAGCCGUCCCCAGCAACGCUUCUACCACGAGGACCAGCCCGUCGCCAGCGAGGCGUGGCCCCUGAACGAAUACGUCAGCUCCCUCGGCACCGGCCUCGCCAACGCGGCCCGUACGAGACACGCGUCAUCUGGGAAGCCACUGGAUCAAUGCUUGCGAGACGAGCUCCACGCCGUGUGGACGUCGCCCGCCUUCAUCGGCGAGGACCGUGACGCGGGCUUCCGGUACCGCCGUCUCCUUUCCGCGGCGUACUAUGCCAGCACCUGUCUGGGUCUGCCGCCUAGGGGGAAUGCCGCGAGGGAGUGGAUGUGCCAAGAGGAGCAGAAGCUGUGGGAGAUGGGGUACGAGUCGAUAAAGUCGGUGCCGCUCAUGGACUUUUUGCACGAGGUUGGGGUUCGCUAUUUGCGACAGGCUCAAUGUUAG
This is a messenger RNA of Trichoderma reesei QM6a, 1749 nucleotides long. RefSeq lists its product as uncharacterized. The transcript has a single exon. The record is from RefSeq and is a predicted model, not a curated record. The coding region runs from base 259 to 1749 and encodes 496 amino acids. Lineage: Eukaryota; Fungi; Ascomycota; Sordariomycetes; Hypocreales; Hypocreaceae.